Cyprinus carpio (common carp) is the source of this 2889-nucleotide messenger RNA. Its product is annotated as b(0,+)-type amino acid transporter 1-like. Gene Ontology annotation, molecular function: L-amino acid transmembrane transporter activity. The record is from RefSeq and is a predicted model, not a curated record. Gene Ontology annotation, biological process: amino acid transmembrane transport. Lineage: Eukaryota; Metazoa; Chordata; Actinopteri; Cypriniformes; Cyprinidae. Gene Ontology annotation, cellular component: membrane.
CUCUUUCCACCGAACCUUAUCAAGUGUCGCUUUCAAAGGAGUAUUGUGUUGGUCAGAGUCUGCUCACUUCUAGCCAAUCCUGGUCCCUCUCCUCCUUCUUAUCAUGUGUUUGCUUCAAUCACGGUCAGCCUGGAGAAUGACUGAACAUCGAAAGUCCCGCCCACUUUUGUUGGCUAUUAAACACAUGGAUUUGGAUAUGGAUCAAAACUUAGGAUAUCUGCUGGAAAAACUGAUUGCAUUGCAGUCUGACUGCACAAAAUUAAGACUGGAGAGUUGAUCCUGUGAACGAUGGAUGAAGAUCUGAAAAAGCCGAACACUCACAAUGGGAGCGUCUCGGGUGCAUUGGAAGCCAAAAAGCACAAACAGCCAAAAGCAGCAGUUCUGCAGAAGAAUGUGGGUCUCGUAAGUGGCAUCUGUCUGAUAGUGGGAACAAUGAUCGGCUCAGGGAUCUUCAUUUCUCCCAAAGCGGUUCUGGAGGGGACUGGAGCAGUGGGUCCAUGUCUGUGUGUGUGGGCGGCGUGUGGUGUGCUGGCUACGAUGGGGGCUCUCUGCUAUGCUGAACUAGGCACAAUGAUCAUGAAGUCUGGUGGAGAGUAUCCAUACCUGAUGGAGGGUUUUGGGCCAGUGCUGGCAUACCUAUAUUCCUGGAGCACAAUCAUCGUGUUAAAGCCUUCGUCAUUUGCCAUCAUCGCCCUGAGUUGUGCCGAAUACGCCUCCACACCGUUUUACCCAGGGUGCGCUCCUCCUCAAGUGGUCACCAAGUGCCUGGCUGCAGCUUGUAUCUUAAUAAUUACAGUCGUCAACUGUCUGAGUGUCAAGCUGGCGAACAGAGUGCAGAACUUUUUCACAACAGCCAAACUCUUGAUUAUUGUCAUCAUUGUGGUUUCGGGCAUCGUUCUGCUGGCUCAAGGCAAUACACAGAAUCUUAGAGACCCAUUUGCAGGGGCAACAACAUCAUUUGGAGCAAUUGGCCUUGCAUUUUACAAUGGACUAUGGGCUUAUGAUGGAUGGAAUCAGCUUAACUUCAUAACAGAAGAGCUGAAAAAUCCAUACAGAAACCUUCCCCUGGCAAUAAUUAUUGGGAUUCCCCUGGUAACUGUGUGCUAUAUACUAGUCAACAUUGCAUAUUUCAGUGUCUUGACCCCUAUUGAAUUUCUGCAGUCUCCUGCCGUUGCUGUGACCUUUGGUGACAGAGUGCUGUACCCAUUAUCAUGGAUUGUGCCUUUAUUUGUGGUCUUUUCCACUUUUGGUGCAGCCAAUGGGAGCUGUUUCACCGCAGGCAGGCUGACAUAUGUGGCAGGACGGGAGGGCCACAUGGUUAGGAUCAUGUCAUACAUCAGUGUGAAACGUUACACACCUUCUCCAGCUCUAAUAUUUAAUGGUUUGCUGUCAAUCAUCUACAUCAUGCCAGCAGACAUAACCACUCUCAUUAAUUACUUCAGUUUUGCUCAGUGGGUUUUCUAUGGGCUCACAUGUCUUGCGCUCAUUGUUAUGCGGUUCACUAGGAAGGAGCUUCAGAGACCUGUCAAGGUGCCGAUAGUCAUCCCUGUUUUGGUGGUGAUUGUGUCCUGUUAUCUGGUUCUUGCUCCCAUCAUAGACAAGCCUGAGUGGGAGUACCUGUACUGCACAGUGUUCAUAGUCGGUGGUCUUCUCUUAUAUGUACCCUUCAUUUACUACAAAUUCAACUGGACUCGCUGCAUCAUGAGGCCACUCACCAUGCACCUUCAGCUGCUACUGGAAGUUGUUCCACCUGAAAAGACUGAGUGACAGACAUCACACUGGAGGACAGACACGGAUGUAAUAACAGAGUGAUCCAUGGAAAUGUGGAUAAAGGAUUCUUAAAGGGAACAUGGUUGCAAAUGGACAGAUUUUUGUAUUAUUUUACUAUUAUUUCUAAUGCCUGACCAGCCAUUGUUUGACAGGUAUUACAAGUCUUUCCCAGGUCACAGCAUGUGAUGGGUUUUUUUCUACUAAUUGUGUGUUAUUAUACACACGUUUGCCGUACAGAAUAGCAAUGAUAUUUUUUUUCCAAGUUUAUUGAACUCAAAUUUAUGAAUUGUAAAGAAAUUAACUGUCCAGAGUAAAAUUAUUUUUACUUGAAUGCUAAACAGAUUUUAGUUAACCCAUUGUAUGAAUUUACUCAGACUCAUAAAAUCACAGGAGAUUAAGAAUUGUAUUAAUGUACAUCUUUAUGUAGCCUAUUAUAGAAUUACUUUUAAUAGAGUGCAGUAGGGUUCUGGUUGUAAAAAUCCCGUUCAUUUUCUCCAUAGGAGAAUUAUUAAAAUAAUCAUGUAGAAUUCAGUUGCGGUUUCAUAUCUUAGAAAUGUAUAUCAUGACAAUGGGAAAUUGUGCAGGUGCUCAGAUGGGCCUAAAAGAAGACCUGGCGGGCAAAACAUGCACAGAACUGCAGUAAAAGCCCGUCAAUUUCCAUCUGUUUCCAAUGCACAAAUAUAUAGAUGAUCUCUCAGAAGAAUAAAACAAAGAUAUGUGAACAAAAUGAAAGUUUUGGCCAUCUGCAAUAGCCUAAAACACCCACCGCGAUAUUUCAAUGAAAAAAACUGCGUCAUUCUAAAAAGCUCAAUUUGAAAACAGUCAAAGUGCCUUUAAAACAGUAAUAUUAAAAGAUCAAAUUCAAUACAGAUCUUAUUGAUGAUGCGUGCUUUAUUCAGGCAAGCAGAUGAGCCCGGAAUAUGAACGCAAUGUGCUAAAUGGUUAAAUGUUUUCUUUAUAACGGUUUGCUAUGGGAAAACAUUUAACGUGAAACUUUACGCAUUGUGUUUAUAUUCUGGGUUCAUCUGAUUGCCUGUGCAAGGUAUGCAUCAUCAAUAAGGUUCAUAUACUGAAUUUGGCCUUUAAAUAUCACUGCCUAACCACUUCGAACCUCGUAAA